Molecule: messenger RNA, 1204 nt
Organism: Papaver somniferum (opium poppy)
Lineage: Eukaryota; Viridiplantae; Streptophyta; Magnoliopsida; Ranunculales; Papaveraceae
Exons: 3
Coding region: 554-1102 (182 amino acids)
Molecular function (GO): calcium ion binding
Source: RefSeq, a predicted model, not a curated record
UUUUGUAGAUGUAGUUGGAUUAUCAGUAGUUUUCUGUUGUUUACAAUCUGAUUUAGAACUUUUCACGAAUCUAGAUCAGUUAAUUGAUUAACAUGUGUGAUUUUGGGUGUUCAUGAAAAACCCUAUAAGAAAGACUAUGCCUGGGUAUAUGUAUUCAAUUCAAGUUCAGUAGUUUUCUUCGUUAGAGGAAUAUGGCCUAGGUUGCUAUUCCUAUUUCCAUCUUUGUUACUUCUGUGUCUCAUCUAUAUGUUUGACGAAACGACUACUAAAUAUUCUAUUAGAAAUGAGGAUUUGACAGAAAGGAAUUAAACUCAGGGGCGAGAACUAAAUUCCAUCUAUUGCUUUUUCAUUAAAAGUUGUCUGAAAAGAUAUUACUAGGAACGGACUUAAUUGGUUAUGUUGUUGGAUAGUAAGAUCCGAAUAUAACGACAGUAACUCAGAGUAGAUUGGACUUUGGAAUUCUGAUACUGAAAUCUUAUCGAUACUUCUAUCAAUUUCUCAUAAUUGAAAAAGGCUAUGCAUCUUGCAUGGAGGUAUGCUUCAUUAGUGACUGAUGGGUUUGAUUCAUUCUGCAGGUAAGAAAUGGAAGCGUGCCCAACUACAAAAGAUAACAGACAAAGUUUUUGAUCGUUUUAGAGAUGAGUCUGGAAAGGUCGAAUUGACAUUUGAAGAACUAUAUAUUGCAGUCUUACUUAUCUACAAUGAUCUUAACAAGCAUUUGCCUGGACCCCAUUUCGAUCCCCCAACUAAAGUUCAGCUUAAAACUAUGAUGGAGAAAUACGAUAUGAACCUCGAUGGGGAACUCAACCACGAAGAGUUUACGAAGUUUGUUCAGAAAUUGACAACAGAUGCUCUGAAAGCGGUGACCCAGGGUUUGAUCAUCUGUUUGGUUGCAGCACCAACAAUAGCAUUGUUGACAAAGAGGGCAACGGAAGGCGUCCCAGGUGUUGGAAAGGUGGUGCAGAAGGUUCCCAGUUCAAUUUAUGCGUCGAUCGUUACUCUGGCAGUUGUUUUCUCAUCCAAAAAUCAGGCGAGCUUUCCGAAUAGACCUUUUAAAAUUUGCAGACUGCAGUCAGUUGUUCCUUAUUUCCACAGUUUGUAAAUAAAGAGUGUUUAAUAUUUUGGGUUAGGUUUUUAUACAACUAAUAGAAUAGGAUAUAAACAUUUCCUAAUGUCAUUUAUAUAUUUUAGAUGUUUCAGUUCA